Messenger RNA from Misgurnus anguillicaudatus (oriental weatherfish), 3048 nucleotides. RefSeq names its product FYN binding protein 1 b (gene fyb1b). Lineage: Eukaryota; Metazoa; Chordata; Actinopteri; Cypriniformes; Cobitidae. Gene Ontology annotation, molecular function: protein binding. Gene Ontology annotation, biological process: integrin-mediated signaling pathway; protein localization to plasma membrane; T cell receptor signaling pathway. The record is from RefSeq and is a predicted model, not a curated record. Gene Ontology annotation, cellular component: plasma membrane.
ACGCAACAGUCAGUCAGCAGAUAGGGGAAGUAGCCAGGAGAAGGCAGGCAUUUUCAGUCACACAUAUACUGACGCAAACAGAAAUACAUUCACACUUUGGAUUGUGAGCUGUCACCAUACGUGAACGUUUCGGACAUUUUGGCUCUACUACUAUGGACAAGUCGUCAGAUGUGAAAGCCAUCAUGGCUCGUUUCCAGACUGGAGGUGCAUCUGUGGAUGGCAGUCCGGGGGUUCGUCCCAAACCUCCUGUUCAGCCCACCUUGUCCUCAGGCCCAACCGUGGCUGCUAAAAAGCCUGUUCUUGAAUCCACCCUCUCUGGUGGAGGUCCUACUACCUCAUCUGCACCCAAACCUAACUUUUUAAUAAAGAACACAGUCAACACAGCUAAAAGCGCUCCGGACGUGCACAAUCCUCCGAAGCCUAAAGCUCUUGUUGGUAGGUUCGAAAACGCACAGGAGAAUAAUAAACCCAACUUUAAGGUUCCCGUAAAACCCAAACCACCAGAAUCAACCCAGGACGCUGAGCCGAAGGCUCCUUUUCCAAAGACGCAACUACCGAAGCCUUCACCAACCGGCAUAGUGAACGAUUUAAAAACCAUAAGUCCAAAGCCAGUGACUCCUACAGCAAAGCCACCCUGGGUCACACCCAAAGCUGAAGACAACAGCAGUAGCCCUACUCCCACCCCUCCGAAAAUGCCAUCUGCGCCUAAACCGAAAAGCACAAUGGCUUUGAUACGGCAGCAGCAAGAGGAGGACGGUAAUGCAGAGCCUGCUGUUAGAUCCUCUUCGAUAUCUAAUAUGAAACCAUCAAGCUUCCGGGUUAAAAAUAAUUUCAACAAACCCGAGGAAGGCGUUAAAGAGGCUGCUAAAGCGUUUGGCACAAAUGAGUCAGUACCAAAGCCAGUGACCUCUCAAAAACCAAACUUUCAAAAAAAAACUACUGGACCCCCUGCACAAACAGUCAGCGAUGACCCUUCGGCUCCAAAGAAGAAACCUUUACCCAACACCUAUGCCCUGGGAAGCCGCCCUGCUAAACCCAACAGGCCGCCCAAAGUUGACAUUGAGAAAUUCAAAAAGGGCACAGUGGCUCCAACUGAGGUUCCUGCACCGAAGAAUGUGAUCCCCCCUCCUCCACCGGCUUCCCACCCCAGUAACCAACCUCCCCCUCCGUCGUCCUCUCAACCCAAUCCUCCCAGUCUGCCCCCACGACCUUCAGGACCUAUAAUUCAAGAUGAAAAUUAUGAUGACGUGGAGUGCUUAAGGGGGUCAUCUGCAGGUCAGCAAAAUGAGGGAAGUGGAAGUGAUGGUGAGAUAUAUGAGGAUCUUGAUGAUAGUAGAUCUGCUGCCGAGUCAAGUCAACCUCAAAAGAAGCAAGAGAAAGAACAAGAUAUUAAAAAUCAAAAAGAGCGGGAGAAAAAAGAAAAAGAUGCCAUUAAAAAGUUUAAAUUAACACCUCCGCUGCGGGUUAUGCAUCAGGUCAAAGCUAAAGCUGACUGCAAGGGUGGAAAAACUGACCUUUGUAUGAAGAAGGGUGAAUCGAUUGAUAUCAUUCGAAUUAAUGACAACCCAGAAGGCAAAUGGUUGGCCAGGGGUCAAGAUGGAUCAUUUGGGUUUGUUAAAACGGAUAUGGUUGAGAUCAACUUCAGUGCACUGAAGAAUCAAGGCAUGUCUCUUCCCUCUAUACCUGUAAAUGACGAGGUGUACGAUGAUGUGGGCUCUACGGAUGAUCACGGAAACAUGAAUGGUCAACGGGUUGUUUUACCCCCACCACCAGACGAUGUGUAUGAUGAUAUACCAGAUUCCAAUCCAAUCAGCUCAGCAGAUCUCUCAAAGUCUUUCUCAAAACGCAACUUCUUGGAGAUGCUCAAAAGCUCAGUUGAACGAAGAAAAACUACAGUCCACAAUAAUGACAUUCCUCCUCCUCCACAGUUUACUCCUGAAGGCAAUAAAGGUAAAAAUAACAUUCCAGACGGUGAUGGUGAAAUAUACGAUGAUGUUGAUUCCUUCCCUGCCCCGCCACCUACUAGCAGCAUUCCUCAAACGAAGUCAAAGGCCACCAAAGUGCAUGAGGACCCGAAAAAGCAAAAAAAGUUUGAGAAGGAAGAAAAGGAGUUUAGAAAGAAGUUUAAGUAUGAUGGAGAGAUUCAAGUUCUUCAGCAAGCAACAAUUGCGAUCAGUAAGAAGGGAGGUGGGAAAGACCUGGCUGUGCAGGCUGGAGAGACCGUAGACGUCAUCAACAAAUCUGACCCAGACAAAUACAUCUGUAGGAACAAGGAAGGCAAAUUUGGCUACGUCUUAAGCAGCAACAUCCAAGAAGAUGAGGAAGUCUAUGAUGACAUUGGAGAUGACUGUAUCUAUGAUAAUGACUGAGGAUUUCUCCAGCAAUUCAUCUGAACUUGCACCUUUUUUCUGGCCCUAUUUGUUUUCUUAAUAGUUGAUAUUGUAUGUAUUUAUUAUAUAAAAACAUGUGCAUUUGGAGUAUUUGAUAAACAGAACAACUUACGUGUCAUCAUAAUGUCAUAGCUGUUGAAAUUGUCACCUUGGUUCAGAUCUCACGAGAAUUAGAGUUGGCCAAUUCGUAUGAAUUCAUACGAAGUUAAUCGUGCAAGAAUGUACGACUCUCAUGGAAAAAACGAAAUCCUAACCCCGCCCCUAACCCCAACGUCACGGGGUGAAAGCAAAUCGUACCAAAACUUACGAAAGUGGUCCUAUGAAUUAAUACGAAUUAGCCAACUUCCAUUAAUCCACUUCAUGAGUUUUGUUUCCGCCAAAUAAACCAUUUGAUGAGGGUUGUUUCAUAUUCAUAUUUCCUGUAAUAAUUUGGAGAAAGUUAAGCUGCAACUAAUCUCGAUGCACAUUUAUACAUUUCUGUAUGUAUGUAGCUGAAUGUAAGGCAGUAUUGUGUAACCAGCUUAUUUUCAUUUGCUUGUCACGGUUUUGUAUAUAUUAAAUAGACAAUUGCAUUGUUCAUUAUAGGCUACUUGCUAACAAAUGUAAAUUGCUUGGUUUUCAUUACUUGCUAAUAAAUGUAUAAAGUUGUUUUACCUAC